AUGCUGCACGAGGCGUGGCGCGCCGGCGCCGGUUGGACUAAGCAGGAGCCGUUCGAAUUGGAAGCGUUCAUCGCUGAGAUCAACAACAAUCGCCGUCCGAAAGAGGGCGAGGCGGAGUGCGGCGAGGCGGAGGCGGAGGGCGCGGAGGGCGAGGGCGCCGCGGCGGACGCGGAGGGGGGCCGCGAGGACAGCCCGCCCCCCCUGCCGGCGUUCGGCUACGCCCACCCGCACCCGAGCGACCUGUCGCCGUCCCACUCGCGCAGCUACCAGGAGCUGCGGCCGGCGGCGGGCCCCGCGCCGCUCGCGCCACACGCGCGCGACAUGCAGGCCUACGCGCACCUCGAGGACGCGCUGUUCAAGCCGGCGCCCGCGCCCGCGCUGGCCGCGCCCGGCUGCACCGACGGCGCCUACCUGCGCGGCCGCAGCCCCGACCUCAGCCCCAGCCCCGAGCGCCGCGACGACUACCGCCUGCACUACGAGUACGCGCCGCCGCCGCCGUACUCGCACGACCACCACCACCACGCCGACCAAGGUGGAGGCGGCGGCACCGCGUACGGGCGCUGCUACGGUGGCGGGUCGUACUUCAGCGCCGGCGGCGAGCUGCCGCAUCAGCCGCAGAUGUGGCCGUCGAGCGCAGGCGCGUCGCCUACGUACGGAGGGGGCGCCCCGCCGGGCGUGGGGCUGGCGGACGAAUACGCGGAGGCAGAAGCCGCGGGCUGCGGCGAUGCGACGCCCGCCGGCGGCGUCGGCGGCGCGCUGCCGGCCUUCAACACUCGCUUCGGAGGCGCCUUUCCCUGCGCAACGAGCCGGCCCUCGACCGUGUACGGCUCGCCGGCACUCGCCGCCACUUCGUACCCGCAUCAGGACGUGUGGAGCCUCGACGGCAGUCGGCGCACGCAGCUCUCGGCCGCCGCCAGUCUGUCAGCCAUCGACGUGGCGGAGUUUUUCACGGAGGGCCGCGAGUGCGUCAACUGCGGCGCCAUCCACACGCCGCUCUGGCGACGCGACGGCACGGGCCACUACCUGUGCAACGCUUGCGGCCUCUACAACAAGAUGAAUGGCAUGAACCGGCCGCUGAAGCAGCCGCGGCGGCUGGUACGUCAGCGCGCAGCCGCGCCCCCCCACGCCGCGCCGACCCACGACUUGAGCUCGCGCAAGCCCGGCAUGUCGUGCAGCAACUGCCACACCACCACCACGUCGCUGUGGCGGCGCAACGCGCACGGGGAGACGGUGUGCAACGCCUGCGGCCUGUACUACAAGCUGCACAACAUCAACCGGCCGCUGGCCAUGAAGAAGGACUCCAUCCAGACGCGGAAGCGCAAGCCCAAGAACAGCCUGAAGGCGGUGCGCGGCCUGGCCAAGGGCGCGCCGUCGCCGCACGCCGCGGCCAAGCUGGAGUUCCCGGCGCGCGCCUUCGACGACGCGGCCUUCGCGGGCGACGCGGCGCGCGCCGGGCCCUGCUUCGCGCACGCGCUGAAGCUGGAGGAGCCGCCGCCGGCGCACGCGCACGCGCACGCGCACGCGCACGCGCACGCGCUGCCGCACGCGCUGUUCGACGACGCCGACUUCCGGCGCGCGGGCGCCGAGCCCUCCGAGCGCCUGGACCGGCCCACCGUCGUGUCCCUGGGCAGCUGAGCGCGCCGGGCUCGGCCGCGGACGAACACGGAGAAUCUCAGUCGCUUAAGUUAGCUGUUAAGUAGGCUAGUGCGUUUGUCGAGGGCGAUCGACCGCCGAGUCGUAGCUAGUUGACCAAAUAUAUGUACCUACCCGCCGGCGGC
This is a messenger RNA of Hyposmocoma kahamanoa, 1778 nucleotides long. RefSeq names its product transcription factor BCFI-like (gene Gata-beta). Gene Ontology annotation, biological process: cell fate commitment; positive regulation of transcription by RNA polymerase II; negative regulation of transcription by RNA polymerase II. Lineage: Eukaryota; Metazoa; Arthropoda; Insecta; Lepidoptera; Cosmopterigidae. The transcript is spliced from 7 exons. Bases 1 to 1635 code for a protein of 544 amino acids. Gene Ontology annotation, molecular function: RNA polymerase II cis-regulatory region sequence-specific DNA binding; DNA-binding transcription factor activity, RNA polymerase II-specific; zinc ion binding. The record is from RefSeq and is a predicted model, not a curated record.